This is a messenger RNA of Vespula vulgaris, 3776 nucleotides long. It is a transcript of the gene Sec31, whose product is annotated as protein transport protein Sec31A. The record is from RefSeq and is a predicted model, not a curated record. Gene Ontology annotation, molecular function: protein binding; structural molecule activity. Gene Ontology annotation, cellular component: endoplasmic reticulum exit site; COPII vesicle coat. The coding region runs from base 120 to 3776 and encodes 1218 amino acids. NCBI's taxonomy places the organism in Eukaryota, Metazoa, Arthropoda, Insecta, Hymenoptera, Vespidae. Gene Ontology annotation, biological process: intracellular protein transport; COPII-coated vesicle cargo loading; endoplasmic reticulum to Golgi vesicle-mediated transport. The transcript is spliced from 14 exons.
AUACAGCUCGCCACGUUGGAAGAGUUGACGGCUGGUUGCAGUUUACUUGACAUAACGAAAACUAUUUUAUAUCAAUCUUUAGAUACUUUUCACCACUCGAUUAUAUUAAGAUAUCAAAAAUGAAGGUUAAGGAGUUAUUAAAAACUGUUAAUGUGGCAUGGUCUCCACCUGCCCAAUAUCCAAUCUUAUUAGCUGCUGGAACAGCGGCUCAACAGCUUGAUGCUAGUUUUAAUACUUCUGCUAGUCUUGAUUUAUACUCAAUUAAUUUACAACAGCCAGGAUAUGAAAUGGAACUAAAAGCCAGUGUGGCUAGUGAUCACAGAUUUCAUAAAAUAAUUUGGGGAGCAUAUGGUAACAAUCCAGCUGGUAUAAUUGUUGGAGGUUGUGAUUACGGUACAAUAAAAAUUUAUUCGGCUUCUAAAAUGUUAAGCAAUGAAAACAAUUGUUUAAUAACUAGUCCAGAUAGACAUACAGGCCCAGUAAGGGCAAUGGAUUUUAAUCCCUUUCAAGCAAACUUAUUAGCUACUGGAGCAACAGAAAGUGAAAUUUAUAUAUGGGAUGUUGUAAAUACUAGCACUCCAAUGACACCUGGAUCUAGAAGUCAACCAUUAGAAGAUGUUCAAUAUAUUGCAUGGAACAAACAAGUACAACAUAUUCUUGCUUCCACAUUUUUACAACGCUGUGUUAUAUGGGAUUUAAGAAAAAAUGAACCCAUAAUCAAACUAACAGAUGCCAAUUCAAAGGUACGGUGGAAAGUGGUUCAAUGGCAUCCAAAUGUUGCAACACAAUUAUGCUUAGCAUCAGAAGAUGAUCAAGUUCCCGUGAUUGAAUUAUGGGAUUUAAGAUUUGCCACAUCACCUUUAAAGACAUUACAGAAUCAUCAACGAGGUGUUCUUUCAAUAGCAUGGAACCCUCAUGAUCCAGACCUUCUUUUAAGUUGCGCAAAAGACAAUAGAAUUUUAUGUUGGAAUCCAAAUUCAAAUGAACCGAAUGGAGAGGUAAUAUGUGAAUUAAUGCAAACAAAUCAAUGGAACUUUGAUGUCUCAUGGUGUCCACGGCAUCCAGGUUUAAUUGUAGGAACUAGUUUUGAUGGGCAUGCAGCCAUAUAUUCUUUGCUAGGUGGAAGACAACAAGUAUCUAAUGAAACAUCAAACAAAAUUGUUGAUUCAUUUCCAGGAAUGGAUCCUUUUACACAGCCGCAUCCUACUGUUCAAACAGAAUCAACUGCAAUUUUGACAAAAGCACCAAAGUGGUUGAAGAAACCCUUUGGAGCAUCAUUUAGUUUCGGUGGUAAAUUAAUAAUUUUUGAAAAUGAAAUGCCAGACCCAAAUUUACCAAUGAAUUCAAAUCGAAAAGUUAUAAUAUCACAAGUAAUCACACAACCAGAUCUUAUUCAACGAUCAAAUGAAUUAGAGGCUACUCUUAAGAAUGAACAGUAUGUUGAUUAUUGUAAAGGAAAAAUUGAUAAUACGACUGAUGAACACACUAAAAAGAUUUGGAGCUGUGUUAGUGCAUAUUUUAGCAAAAAUGUUACAAAGAAUAUACUGGACUUAUUGGGAUAUAAUAUAGAAGAAAUGAAUAACAAAUUAAACCAAUUUUUACCUCAGGAUGAAAUAAAUACACUUUCAGGAGGUAUUACUAAUCUUAAUGUGACAAAUGGUAACAUAGAUGGAGGUGCAGUAUUUGAUGCUAUUGUUCAAGAACAGCAUAAAAAAUCUAUAGUUUCUGUAAUGCCUAUAAAUAAUAAUUUUAAAAUAAAUAUUUCUGAUGAUGAUGAUGGACUUAUUGCACAAGCAAUUCUCUUAGGAAAUAUUGAAGCUGCUGUAUCUUUAUGUUUCAAAAGCAAAAGAUAUGCAGAUGCAGUUAUUCUUUCUAUGGCUGGAGGACCUGAAUUAUUGGCAAAAACUCAAUAUAGAUACUUCUCAGAACAUUCUGGAGCACUUAAUUCACUUAUUAAUUCAUUAGUUAGUGAAAAUUGGACUGACAUUAUUAAGAAUGCUGAUAUAAAUUGCUGGAAAGAAAUAUUAAUUGGUGUGUUUACACAUGGUCAAGAACGAUCAACACUGUGUGACAUGCUAGGAGAUCGCUUAGCGUCUAGUGAAAAUUCUAAUUUAAAAAAACAAGCUCAAAUAUGCUAUAUUUGUUCUGGUAAUCUAAAUAGAUUGAUUGAAGCAUCUGAAGCUGAAAUCCAAGAAAUUGUGGAGUUGCUUAUAAUAAUGCAAAAAGCUUUAGAAUUUCAAGGUAUUGGAAGAGCUGAUAUUAAAGGUAAAAUCGCUAAUGUUCUAUCUCAAUAUGCUGAAAUGCUAGCAACAGAAGGAAAUCUCGAAGCAGCACUGAAUUAUCUUGGAAAUAGUCAGGAACAAAAAAUCAAGAAUUUACGAGAUAGACUUUGUAGAGCUUUAGGUUAUAUUCAAGAAGCUGAAAAAAACAUAGAAAAAGCGCCAAUAAAUCAAAACUACAGUGAACAAACUCAUAGACCUUUACAAAAUCAGAAUUUUCAAAAUACAUAUAAUUCAUUACCACAAACUACACCAGGAAUCGGUGGAACACCUAAUUACAAUUGGAAUACUACUCCUACCAAACAGUCAUUUGGAACAACAUCAACUCCGUUUAAUGUUCAAUCGACCCAGUCUUUUGUAACACCUGUUCAUACUCAAACACAAUCAGCGCAUUAUGAUCAAUAUGCAACAUUACGCCCAUAUGGACAACAAGGUGGUUUACAGCCUCCUCCUCCACCCCCUCCUACAUCUGGAUCAAGUGCUACUAGUACUUCAAGACCGUCUAGUGUUGGGCCUCAAUCAAGAUCAAAAUAUCUUAUAGAUCCAUCCGUAAAGUCUACAUCAAUGUAUGGCCAAAAUACUUUUCAACAACCACAAGCAUUUGCUUCUCAACAAAUUGGAUCUGUACAAGGAUACAACUUACAAUAUCCAUAUCAGCCACAAACAUCUGCUUCUAGCAACACAUUUCCUGGUCAAACACAUAAUCUCAUGAAUAUAGCACCAAAAGAAACAGAACCUUUCAAACUACCUAGUAUGAUGUCUAUGUCUCAAAAUUCUUCUCAAGCAGAAAUGUAUAAUCAACACAAUCCAGAACCGAUUUCCCAAAUGCAAACAUACAACAGUGACAAUAAUUAUCAUUCAAUGCCACAGCCAUCUGGAUGGAAUGACCCACCAAUUGCAAAAAGUUCUAGAGCACAGACAAAACCUGAAUUUCAACCUCAAAGUCCAAUACUACAUCCUUUGCGAAAUACAAUUCCACAACAUGAACCUAAUAUGUUACCACAGGAUAAUAAUUACAACGACUCUCAUGCACCUUAUAAUCCACAGCAAUAUGUUCAUAACAUUCCAAAUGUUGGUACUCAAUUUAAUAAACCUGCUGAUAUUACACAACCCAUAACAAUGGCUAAAGCUAUUGAACCUGAAAAACCAAAACUACCAAUACCUGAAGAACAUAUACAUUUGAAAACGGUAUUAGAUGAAUUAAAAAUGCAAUGCUUUGAGAAUGCUAAAAAUCCGCAAAUUAAAAGAAAAAUAGAGGAUGUAUCUAAAAAAUUGGAAACAUUGUAUGAUUGUCUCAGAGAAAAUAGAUUAUCACAAAACACUCUUCAAGGAUUACAUCAAAUAUCAGAGAUGAUACAGAACGGAAAUUACGCUGGAAGUCUAAGUUUACAUACGCAACUAGUAUCAGGACCAGAUUUUAGUCAAAUAUCUUCUUUUAUGCCUGGUAUUAAAGUAUUACUUCAAAGUGCCCUUCAGUUAGGAGUUUACAUUAGAUAG